Momordica charantia (bitter melon) is the source of this 3695-nucleotide messenger RNA. The record is from RefSeq and is a predicted model, not a curated record. Lineage: Eukaryota; Viridiplantae; Streptophyta; Magnoliopsida; Cucurbitales; Cucurbitaceae.
AAUAUAAUUAUGAUCUGAUCAACAGCAUUUAUGAUUUAUCUGACCCAUUUAGGGAAAAGAAAACCAAAUUUUAUAGAAGAGAUUGAGAAACCAGUUGCUGCAGGCUGCAGGCAGCUGAGCUAGCGUUCUUCGUGGCAUCUCUAAUUAUUGUAUUUCUAAUCGCCGUAAAAGAUUCUGGGUGUAGAAAUCAGACCCCAAUAUGAUUGAAGAGGGAAAAAAAAAGGAAAAAUCUGGUUUUAAUUGAAGUGGUGAAAGAGUAGGAGUUUGAAGAAGUUUCAUAUCCCUUUUCUUUCUUGUUUUGUGGGGUCUUGUGURUUUUUAUUUUCUCUCUAUUGAUGACAGCCUCGAUAACAGCCUGGAAAGUUUAGUGUGGUAGCUGCACUAAAAAAACCUCUGCUCGAGAAGGGGCCUUUCAUGCCGGGAUUAGUGGGGAUCUCCCUCCUCCGGCUUCUUUUCUCUCCGAUUCACAUUUUCAAGMUUAUUUCUUCUUCUCCUUCUUCUUCAUGAGGUACCACUUCUCAACACCCACUUCCCCAUUUCUCUUUUUAUUUUUGUUUCUCUGAGAAGUUGGAGCUGAUUGAGGUUGUUCUGGUCUGGGUUUGUGAACUGGGCAUUGUGUGGAUUGAUUUCUGAGCUGGGUUUUGUUGGUUCAGAAUUGGGUUUCUUUUGGUUUUCUGGUUUGCAGAUCGGAAGUUAGUGUAUUGGGGUUUUAGACUUUUAGGGUCUGUUUCUUAGAAUACAGGAGAUAUUGGAUUGUUAUUGAAUUUUUUUCGUUUUUAGGAUCUGGGGUUAUUGGAAAUGGUGAAAAUGAAGUUUGUUUCCAUGUAUCUGGUUCUGCCUGUGGUUUUGUUUAUGUGUUUUGGUGGAUCUUAUGCCUCUUUCACUCCCAUUGAUAACUAUUUGAUAGCGUGUGGUUCUCCACAAAACAUCACCUUCCAAGGGAGAACUUUCGUUCCUGAUUCUGCACAUUCUUUGCUUUCUGGGAGCUCUGUUGUUGUUGGUUCAAAUGGUGCUGCUGCUCCGUCCCCAAUCUAUCAAUCUGCCCGGGUUUUCACGAGCAUUGCUUCCUACAGGUUCGAAAUCAAGCAGGAAGGUCGACAUUGGGUUCGGUUGUAUUUUUAUCCUAUUCCGAAGUUGGGGCGAAAUCUGUCGUCUGCUUCAAUUACUGUUGUCACUGAUAAGUUUGUGCUUUUGAACAACUUCACUUUCAAGAACUAUAAUGGUUCUUUUAUGUUCAAGGAGUAUGCGAUCAAUGUGACUUCUGAUUCGUUGACCCUUACUUUCAUCCCCUCGAAUGAUUCGGUUUCGUUUGUGAAUGCGAUCGAGGUUGUCUCGGUGCCUGAAGAGCUGCUCCCUGAUCAAGCAUUGGCGUUGAAUCCGUCUGCUCCUUUUAGCGGUCUCUCAGUACUUGCUCUUGAGACUGUUUACAGGCUGAACAUGGGCGGUCCUUUACUCACUUCGCAAAAUGAUACGCUUGCAAGGACUUGGGAGAAUGAUAUGAAGUAUCUCCAUGUCAACAGUWCUGCAGUGAAUGUCUCUGCCAGCCCAGCGAGCAUAAAAUAUCAUACUGGUGUUACACCAGAAACUGCACCGAAUUGGGUUUAUGCUACGGCCGAUGCCAUGGGCGACCCGAAUGUAGCGAACGUGAACUUCAAUUUGACUUGGGUAUUCUCAGUUGAGCCAAACUUUCAGUAUUUUGUUCGAGUACAUUUUUGUGAUAUAAUGAGCAAGGCCCUCAAUACCUUGGUUUUCAAUCUUUACAUAAACUCCGAUAACGCUCUGAGAAGCUUUGAUCUGUCGGCGAUAACCGGUGACUUGGGCGUGCCUUAUUAUAAAGACUUCAUUUCUAGUUCCACAGAUUCGAAUACUUUGACUGUUAGCGUUGGUCCAGAUACAAUGGCAGACAUCACUAAUGCCACCAUGAAUGGCUUGGAGAUUAUGAAGAUAAGCAAUCAAGCUGGGAGCUUGGAUGGUACUUCAUCGGUUGGAAGUCUUUUUCCAAAUGCGCCCUCGAAGAAGAACAAUAUACCAAUCAUUGUUGGUUCUGUCUUGGCAGCGGUAGUAGUGCUUGCGUURCUCGUUUUGUGUUAUUGCUGCUUCAUAGGUCGCAGGGGUAAGACUACUCAACCAGCUCACCCAUGGCUGCCUUUGCCCUUAUAUGGAAACUCUCAAACCAUGACAAAAGUGUCAACGACUUCCCAAAAGAGUGGAACUGCAAGUUUCAUUUCUUUGGCUUCCUCUAGUCUUGGCAGAUUAUUCUCAUUUCAGGAAAUCCUUGAUGCUACCAACAAAUUCGAUGAAAACCUGCUCCUUGGAGUUGGCGGUUUUGGUCGGGUUUACAAGGGGACACUUGAAGAUGGCAUGAAAGUUGCUGUUAAAAGAGGUAACCCAAGAUCAGAACAAGGCCUUGCCGAGUUUCGAACUGAAAUAGAAAUGUUGUCGAAGCUCCGACAUCGUCACCUGGUGUCUCUUAUUGGCUAUUGUGAUGAAAGAUCAGAAAUGAUUCUUGUCUAUGAAUAUAUGGCAAAUGGACCUCUCAGGAGUCAUUUGUAUGGAACCGAUCUGCCUCCAUUGUCGUGGAAGCAACGACUUGAUAUUUGCAUUGGUGCUGCGAGGGGGCUUCAUUAUCUUCACACCGGCGCAGCUCAAAGCAUAAUACACCGAGAUGUUAAGACCACAAACAUUCUCUUGGACGAAAAUUUUGUUGCCAAAGUUGCAGACUUUGGUCUUUCAAAAACUGGGCCAUCUUUGGAUCAGACUCAUGUAAGCACUGCUGUCAAGGGUAGUUUUGGUUACCUUGAUCCGGAAUACUUCAGGCGACAACAGCUUACCGAGAAGUCGGAUGUGUACUCAUUCGGUGUCGUGCUAAUGGAAGUUCUUUGCACAAGGCCAGCGCUAAACCCGGUUCUUCCCAGAGAACAAGUCAAUAUAGCAGAAUGGGCAAUGACUUGGCAAAAGAAGGGCUUGCUAGACCAUAUCAUGGACCCAAAUCUGGUAGGGAAAGUUAAUCCAGCAUCGCUUAAGAAGUUCGGGGAAACAGCUGAGAAAUGCCUUGCUGAGUAUGGCGUUGACAGGCCAUCGAUGGGAGAUGUCCUGUGGAACCUUGAAUACGCUCUUCAGCUCGAGGAAACAUCAACCGCUCUCAUGGAGCCAGAAGACAACAGCACAAACCACAUUCCUACCAUCCAACUGACCCCACUUGAGCCGUUUGAUAACAGCGUAAGCAUGAUCGAUGGAGGGAACUCGAACUCUGGCACCGAUGAUGAUGCAGAAGAUGCUGCAACAAGUGCGGUAUUUUCGCAGCUCGUAAAUCCCCGUGGGAGAUGAGAAAGAAACAUUCUUCAGCUAGUGAGAUUUAUCCUGGAUGACCUGCAAAGGCACUGGGCGUCCUUGCAUUGAGUGAGUCUAAAUAUAUUUACAGUGGACAAAAUGAAGAAAAUAUAUUGUUCUAUGAUUUUCUUUCUCUUCAAUUAAAUUCCAUCUGCUCGAUUCAUUCAGAUUGUAAUAUCGUUUGGUGGCAUCCGCCGAUCAUUUCAAGAUUAAUUGGUACAGUAAACAGUCUACUCUUUAUUUUCACAUUCAGGGUUGUUUUUACACAUUUACUCAGACAAUGGAUUGUAUUAGCUGUAUAAUGUUUUUGUUCUGGAUAAAAGGUAUAGUGAAUAAAGCACAGGUUCUGACUUCAUGUUUGCAAA